AUGAGAGCCCUCGCCGGUCUGUACAGCACAGCGGCAGAACACUGCAGCAGGGGCAACGAUUGCCAUGGCGAUGACACCGUGGAUAACCGGAGCCGGGCUGUCACCAACGUGAGGAUGCUGGAGGCACGAGCGAGCAAGCUGGAGGAGCAAGUCCGGGACCUGAGCGAGAAGUACAAACGAGCUCUGGCAGACUCUGAUACAGUGCGUCGCAAAACUCAGAAGUUUGUUGAAGACGCCAAGCUUUUUGGGAUCCAGAGCUUCUGCCGGGACCUGGUAGAGGUGGCCGACCUGCUGGAGCAAACGGCGAAGGAGCUGGAGGGGGAGGGGACACAGAAGCUACAGGAGGAGCUGGCGCGGGUGCAGGACAGGCUGCAGGAGGUCUUCACCAAACACGGCCUGGAGAAGAUGAAGCCCGUAGGGGGCAAGUAUGACCCCUACCAGCACGAGAUCGUCUGCCACACAGCCGCCGAGGGAACGGAGACUGGUACCAUCUCCCUGGUCAGGCAGGAUGGGUACAAGCUCCACGGCCGCACCAUCCGCCACGCCCACGUGGGCAUCGCCAUGGAGACGCAAGAGCAGUGACCGUUCCUUUUGGAGUUCUGCGUUCUGCCCCCGCCACUGUUUGGAUUCCUGAGUCACUCUGGAAACAUUGCCUUCGCACCCUCUCUGUCACUCUCUCUGCUUCCAGUGACUUGGCAAAUACAGCUUAGAGCACUUAGAUGUUCAUUGUCACAUUUAAGUAUUUUGUUGACAGCUGUGUACAUUUUAAUGGAGAUUUGUACAUAUUUAUAAUUUUUAUCAGCGUGUCUGUUUAUUUGAAAUUAAUACAAGCAUAUGACAAUUUAUCUGUGGUCACACUUGCUGAGACUAUACCAUGAAACCUGAUGGUGUCACUCCUUUAAAAUAGGCCUUACAACCACACAGAUAUGAGACAUAACCUUUUGUAUUAUAAAGUAUUAUUAUCUGUGUUAAAGCACUGUGGGUUAGAUUUGUCAUUUCUCCCAGUUGUCUACAUCUGGCCCUGUUAAAGUGGCCAUCUUGCAGGCUUUGGGAGUAUGUUGUUGGGGUAUCCGUCCUUUUUGUGCAUGGUCAUGUCUAUGGUGAUAUGCUUGCUCUGAUGUGGAGGCAGGCAGUGGCCAAUGAGAGGCUCAGAGUGGUAAUGCAGGUGAUAAAGAAUGCUGUAAUGGAAGUAUGUAUGUAAUGUUAACCAUGGUUUUCAGAAGUGGAAGAAGCGGAGAGGUAUUUGCUGUAUGUGAUUUUCUUUCUGAUUUUGUUUAGUGGUGGUUUUGUGAAAGAUGGUAAUUCAUGAACAGAUGCUGAAUGAUUCAUUUUUGUGUAUACUGUCUUGCACUAUAGAUUCCCCAAAGAGUUAUGGAGUAGCCUUUAAGUACUAACUCUGUUUUUGUGUAAGUGGUGCUAAUUUAUUUCCGUUGAA
Messenger RNA from Megalops cyprinoides (Indo-Pacific tarpon), 1435 nucleotides. RefSeq names its product GrpE-like 2, mitochondrial (gene grpel2). The transcript has 4 exons. Gene Ontology annotation, biological process: protein import into mitochondrial matrix; protein folding. Gene Ontology annotation, cellular component: PAM complex, Tim23 associated import motor. Lineage: Eukaryota; Metazoa; Chordata; Actinopteri; Elopiformes; Megalopidae. Gene Ontology annotation, molecular function: adenyl-nucleotide exchange factor activity; protein-folding chaperone binding; protein homodimerization activity. The record is from RefSeq and is a predicted model, not a curated record. The coding region runs from base 1 to 582 and encodes 193 amino acids.